GUGGGGCAAGUCGUUGCAGCCCGAUGAUAUCAAAACGAGUGCAUAGGCUAGUGCCCAAGCACUUAUUGCCAGCCUCAGAAUGAACCCCAGGAGUACGAUCUCGACACGCGGGUCCAUGGCCGCAGUCCCGUUUGGAAAGGCAGUGGCGGAGGGGGGUCAGGCGCUACCCAAUCGAGCACAGGAUAAAUUAUUGCGAGAUAUGAUCUGUGAUCUAUUAUCAUGUACGAUCAACCCGAACAGAUCCGAUGCGAUCCAGUCACAACCUCUCGCGGCUGCCCUGCGGGCCCACCCGUCACAAGUGCUGGCCUAGCCUUUGCCUCUACGCAUCUGAUUCGCGCGGUAUGCCCACCCGACAGACAAGCCAUGGAAAUACCUUUCGAGGCAAAAGACCCCCUCGAGUAUCCGCCUUCCCCGUUUGGGUGGAGGCAGUCCCAGACGGUACAGACUCUAUGUCAUCGGCCACGACAAAGUGGUCGUAUGUUUGAAAAGGGUAUUCGUCCAGCCGGGCUGGUUGAACUUAUAAGCUAUGGGCCUUCGCCUCUGCUGCACCAUCCCGCCUUCCAAGAGCCUGGUUCAGUAUUGCCUCAUUCCGGUUCCCUCCAAAUACUCACUCCGCUGGUCAUCUUCCAUCAUUACACUAUCCUCCUGGUCCUCCCGGUCAUCCCCCAUCACUGCACUAUCUUCCUGUUCCUCCUGCUCCUCCUUCACCCGGCACAAUGUCCCGCAAAACGGCCACCUUCGUUUGCAACAUCUGCGAGGUCCCCUUCCCCUCCUCCGGAGCCCUCGCCUCUCACAAAGAGGAUCGCCAUGUCCUGGGACGGUUCCUCUGCAUAUGGUGCGGAAAAGUCUUCCCGCUCAAGAUGGAACUGCGGGAGCACGGCCGACACUGUACUUCGGAGCCCGUGGAAAGCGGCACCGAAUACUACCGUGCCUCCCAGCCAGAAAGGAAACGUGUCGAGGAAGCUUUUGGCGUCAGACACCAGACGGCUGCGCCCAUGAAGCACCGCACGCCCUUUGCAUCCUUCAACAAUAACAACUAUACCACCCAGAACGACAGACAAGUUGGUGGCGGCAUGUACACCACGUUCUCGGUGGCACCUGCCAACCACAGCACCGCCGGUUCCUCCCAGCAGACGUACGAAGGGAGCUUCUAUCCGCAGAAUCCGUAUGCGCUCCCCGGACCCGAGGGCAUGCAGCACUAUGCUCCCACCCACCCGCAGAACUCGGCUAGCUCCUCCUCCUCCGCUUCCGCUUC
Messenger RNA from Tricharina praecox, 1255 nucleotides. RefSeq lists its product as uncharacterized. Lineage: Eukaryota; Fungi; Ascomycota; Pezizomycetes; Pezizales; Pyronemataceae. Bases 220 to 999 code for a protein of 259 amino acids. The transcript is spliced from 2 exons. The record is from RefSeq and is a predicted model, not a curated record.